Messenger RNA from Linum trigynum, 4441 nucleotides. The record is from the annotation of a GenBank genome assembly. NCBI's taxonomy places the organism in Eukaryota, Viridiplantae, Streptophyta, Magnoliopsida, Malpighiales, Linaceae.
CCAUGAAUUCAAUCAAUGAAACCACCAAUCCAAUUGAUUUUAGAUUACAUGGAUUGGAUUAAUUAAAUAUCUUAGUCAAGGUUGUUAACACGGUUUAGCCCGUUGCCCCGAUUGAGCAAGUGGGUUGAGGGUUAAUGAUAUGAUAGCUUUAACACGGAUGUAUGAAACAAAAUUUAUUAUAUUGUUCAUGUAUUUAUAAAUUAUAUUAAAUUUCAUCUAAGAUAUGGGCAAUAACAUAAAACAUUAAACCGAAAGAACAGUUCGUACUUGAAUCUAACAUAGAGUGAAAAUUCAAACAAACUCAUAUAACAUCAAUAUUCAAAUGUUCAAUUUAAAAUUCAAAAAAUAGAAUUAGGUGAAGAAAAAAAAUACAUUUCUCAAACCAAAGAAAAAAAAACGUACAGCCACCAAAUUGGGGACAAUGAUUCAAACCUUCUUAUGCAAGAGUUGGGCACUCAUCGCAGAUACAAUAGUGUACGGGCCUUGAUCUAGUGUGUGGUUCGAGUGUAUGCAUGGGUUUCUAUCCGCUUCAAACAUAGAUAUUUUGAGAAAUGUUUUAUAAGUGUUGUAGUUUAGAAAUUUGUUUUAUUAUUAACCGUAUUUAGGGAAUUUUUCCAAAAAUUAACUACCACUUUUUUUUUUUUUUUGUAACGGGCAUAAUUAUCAAUCACCACAUUAGACUGAAGAGAUGAGCUCUUUUGACUAGGACAAUUUGAAAUUCUCGCUUACAGAGCUGGGCCUGGCUCUCAGGUCUCCCGAAUGAGAAAAGGACAAAGAGCUAAUGAGCCCAGUCUCCAAUUCAAGAUAAAAGGCCGGCACAUUGGGAAAAGAGAUGGACUUUGGCCCAAUCUCUAGGUGGGGUGGCAGGCCCAUAUCUUCAAAUCUGUACUAAUAAUAUUUCCUCUCUAUUAUAUUUUUUGAUAGAAAAACAGAAGCUUAGAGCAUUUUAAUUUAUUACAUUAAUCUCUGGACUCAUAGUAAUAUUAGUAUCCAUGUUAUUUUAAAAUAUUAAUAAUAUAGGUUGGGAUGGGAUUGCUCACAUCAAAGACAUGUGUGCCAAUUGCCAAAAUUAAAAAAUUACCCUUAAUUGUAAGAAAAUCGACUGCAAAAUUAAAUUAAACUCACCAUACUCAUUUUCAUCAAUCCAAUCCUUUGUAAUCCCUGCGACUGCGAGUGAGUGAAUCUGUGUGCGUUUCUUUUUCUUUUCUUUUUAUCUUUUUAUCUUUUAUUUAAUUUCUCCUCUCUUCUACUAUUCUUCUAUUCUAUCCAUGUCGAGAAAUUGAGAGUGCCGGUUUGAUACCGCCAACGACCAGCCUCAUUAUCAGCUGAUGCUUUCUUUGUCCAUUUGUCUCGUUUCAAUCGCUACUCAGUCAGGUUCCCAAUCCAAAAAUUCGUUCUUCCGGCCGUCUUUAUCCACUUUGGAUUCGUCGCGUUUUCUUCCGCCGAACCACUUCUCUUAUCUGUUAAUCUUACUUAUUACAAGAGUUUGCCUCGUCUUGCUCCGUCGCCGUCGGGGUUCUUUUUUUCCUGAAUCCUCAGUUACGAAGAGCUCAAAGAUCGAAACUUUUUCCAGAUGGGCAGUGCUGUAGCUCAGUGCCCACAUGGGAUCACUUCGCAUUCCACAGGAAAUCUCGGUCAAAAGAAGCUGGGUUCGUCUCGAUGCUCCAAGUUUCCUUGUCAAUUGGAUUUCGCUCGGUUUGGCUGGCUUCAUCAAGGUUCCUCUGCCGCUUCUUCCUCUGAUCAUUCCACGGAAUUCGGUCGGCGAAUAAAUGCUGUACCAGAUAUGGAUGACAUGUUCUGGGACAAAGUACCCACUCCUUUACUUGAUAUGGUUGAGAACCCUAUUCACCUCAAGAAUUUGUCCGUCCAGGAGUUGAAGGAACUAGCUAGUGAAAUACGGUCAGAACUAUCAUGUAUAAUGUCAGAGAAGCCAAAUUCUUUGAAGGCCAGUUUGGCUGUGGUAGAACUCACCAUUGCCAUACAUCAUGUUUUUCAUGCUCCAGUGGACAAGAUACUAUGGGAUGUAGGUGAACAAACUUAUGCGCAUAAAAUUCUCACAGGCAGGAGGGCACUAAUGCGCAUGAUGAGGCAAAAGAAUGGUCUUUCUGGCUUUACAUCUCGGUUUGAGAGUGAAUAUGAUUCCUUUGGAACAGGGCAUGGCUGCAAUAGUGUUUCUGCUGGUCUUGGAAUGGCCAUUGCUCGCGACAUCAAAGGGAAGCGCGAUCGAGUUGUUACUGUCAUUAGCAAUGCGACAACUUUGGCUGGACAAGUAUACGAGGCAAUGAGUAAUGCCGGUUACUUGGACUCAAAUAUGAUUGUGAUUUUAAAUGAUAGCCGUCGCUCUUUGCACCCAAAGAUCGAACAUGAGCCAAAAACUUCAAUUACUGCCUUAUCUAGUACCUUAAUCAAGAUUCAGUCUAGUAAAUCAUUCCGGAAGUUCAGAGAAGCUGCAAAGGGCAUUACCAAAAGGAUUGGCAGGGGUAUGCAUGAAUUGGCUGCCAAAUUUGAUGAGUAUGCACGUGGUAUGAUUGGUCCACAAGGAUCGACUCUUUUUGAGGAGCUUGGUCUUUAUUACAUUGGCCCUGUUGAUGGACACAAUCUAGAAGACCUCAUUUGUGUUUUGCAACAAGUGUCAUCUUUGGACUCCAUGGGCCCAGUCUUGAUACAUGUGAUCACUGAAGACAAUCAUCAAGAUGCAGAAUGUAAUGAAAAGAUCGAGGCUGACAACCCACAGGAAGGUUAUGAUGACUCGGUCUCUUCUAGUGUGCAGACUCGGACAUAUAGCGAUUGCUUAGUAGAUUCUUUGUUAAUGGAGGCAGAGAAGCACAAAGACAUUGUUCUGGUUCAUGCAGGAAUGGAAAUGGAACCCUCCUUUCAAGUGCUUCAGGAAACAUUCGCUGACAGGUUUUUCGACGUGGGAAUGGCCGAGCAACAUGCUGUCACAUUUUCCGCCGGUUUAUCUCGUGGGGGAUUGAGACCUUUUUGCAUUAUUCCUUCUACUUUUCUACAGAGAGCAUAUGAUCAGGUGGUCCAUGAUGUAGAUCGGCAGAAGAUUCCAGUGCGAUUUGUCAUCACAAGUGCAGGAUUGGUGGGGAACUCCGGUCCCGUGUACUGUGGGGCAUUCGAUGUGACAUUCAUGUCGUGCUUACCGAACAUGAUCGUUAUGGCUCCAUCUGACGAGGAUGAGCUGGUGGAUAUGGUGGCUACCGCUGCCCAGAUAGACGACCGACCGGUCUGCUUCCGGUAUCCAAGAGGCGCCAUAGUCAGGACAGACCAUUUUAUGCAUCCCGGAAUUCCCCUUGAGAUUGGUAAAGGAAGAGUGCUUGUAGAAGGCAAAGAGGUGGCAUUGCUAGGAUAUGGAGCAAUGGUUCAGAACUGCCUCAAAGCUCAAGCCCUUCUUUCGAGGCUCGGCAUCGAAGUAACAGUCGCUGAUGCAAGAUUCUGCAAACCACUCGACACAGAGCUUCUCACCCUGUUGUGUGAGAACCAUAAGUUUCUAAUCACAGUUGAGGAAGGUUCUAUCGGAGGAUUCGCAUCUCAUGUUGCACAGUUCAUAGCUCUCAAUGGCCAUCUCGAUGGAACCGUUAAGUGGCGGCCAAUUGUAUUACCCGACAGCUACAUCGAAAACGGGCUGCCUGAGGAACAACUAGCUCGAGCUGGAUUGAGCGGGCACCAUAUAGCUGCAACGGUCCUUAGGCUGCUGGGAAGAGUGCGGGAAGCUCUCCUUUUGAUGUGCUAACAGAAAUAAAAUAAACAUCUCUGUAAAUUGUUGAUGGUUGAAUGUAGUUUGGUCGCAACUAGUUUACAUAUGUGGUUUGUUUUUGGGGUAUAAAGACCUCUAAACAAACUGCUAGCAGGGGACGACUCUUCUGGGUGGGAAAGACUUGGCAAUGCAAACAUAGAAAUGACUGGUACAGAAUCAAAACGCUGCCCUAGCAAUGUAAACUUGGAAAACACGGAAUGAGCUCAACAAUAGAAAUGUUUAUUUAUGUCGGGGACCAUCGAUCAUUGCUAAGUGCCUCAGUCCUUGUAGCUGAAGAAAGCUUGUCGGCAGUACGCAGUACUGCUCGUCGAUGAUACGAACCUCGAUCCGUUAAGUGUUUGACUUGACCACGUAGGAUGUAAGUUUGACCGUAAAAACCCAUUGACCCGUCCCGUCCCUGAGGGUUGAGACGGGUCAGUUUGUCUAUAGGGUUAAUUUAGGGACGGAUCAGCUUUUGACCCUGUAGGGGUCGGGACGGGUCGGGACAAUUUAGAAACGGGUCACUUUUUGACCUGUGACCCUUAGCAACAAUAAAUAUAUCAUACCACAUUGGACCUCUUUGUAAAAGUUUUCAAAGUUUAGGUACUAAAUUGAAAAAAUAAAAAAAUUUGAGUACCAAAAUGUAAUUAUACCACUAAAAUUUAAGGACUUAUUUGUAAAUAAAAUAAAAUUUAGGUA